AUGAGCGAGGGCCAUGACGCGGUGGAGGAUGACCUGGCCGACUACUUCAACGACGAUGGAGACUCUGACAAGUCCGAGGUUGAGCAGACACUCGAUGAGAUUGCCCACGUGGUUAACUGUCUUCUUCGACUAUCUGUCACGAUACGCAAUCCAGCUCCUCACGACCAGUUCCUGUCUCGAGCGGGAGAGGGCCUCGUCAAGGAAUUCGUAUACUGGGAUGCUAAGCACGUCCGGGAUAAGUUCCCAAAUGUGGACAAAGACCUGGCAGACAGACUUGGAAGAGCUAUGGCUCGUAGGCGGCAGUAUUUCAAGUAUCGGGAGGAGCACAAGAGCCGCCUGGCUGAAGGCUUGGAGGAGGAUGAGGCCGAGUUCGAAGGGCGAGCGACGACUAUCGCUUCAUCUCUCCCGGAUCAUCUCAAGGAAGCAGGAAAGAGUACCGAGGCUGGCGCGACCCAGUUAGCCAUGCUAGAUGACGCCCGCUCUGAUGCCUCGGCGACGUCGUAUGCCACCUCAAAUCCUGACUCGACCCAGCUGCGAGUCCCCCCAAUACCGAAGGAGCACAUCGAUGGCUCAUUCAAGUGUCCGUUCUGCCACAUGAUAGUCUUGAUAGACACGAGGCAUGCCUGGAAAGAUCUUCGACCAUAUGUCUGUCUCUCAGAGGCCUGCCAGACACCAGACCACCUCUAUGUGCGCCGCAACGACUGGAAGAUGCACAUGAGGCGGGAGCACUGGAAGACUUGGCACUGUCCUUUGGGAUGCGAUGCAGAAUUUGACAGUGCCCAGAUCUUCCAAAAUCACGUCAAGACAGCCCACGAGCAGAAUGUACCCCCCGAAAGGAUACACACGCUCGAGGGCCUCAGCAGCCGUGCCGACGUAACGAAGGCCCAAGGUAAAUGCCCUCUGUGUUGUGAUUUCCAAGUCGGAUCUGAGAAGCAGUACGAGAAACAUGUUGGGCAACACCUCCAGCACCUUGCGCUAUUUACCUUGCCCGACACAGGGGAGGAGGGCGAUGAAGAUGACGAUGGGGACGAAGACAAAGAGGAAGAGGGGCUCGACAAUGGAGAUGAGGAUGACGAAGACGAUGACGAGGAAGAUGUGGAGGACAUCUGGCUUGCAACGGACGACUCUAGAAGCAAGGGUGUUGAAGCUGCGACUGAGGCUAUAGCCAAGAUUCAAGAGGAAACCAAGGCCAAGCUUGAGGAGAGCCAAAAGGCCGAGCUGGCUCCGAUCAGAUUUAAGGACGCUCUCGGUCGGAAAUUUUCCUUCCCUUUUCGGCUUUGCGCGACUUGGAAGGUAUUAAUUAGGGGAAUUCUGUCAUAUGACUGA
Molecule: messenger RNA, 1326 nt
Organism: Fusarium vanettenii 77-13-4
Lineage: Eukaryota; Fungi; Ascomycota; Sordariomycetes; Hypocreales; Nectriaceae
Exons: 2
Coding region: 1-1326 (441 amino acids)
Source: RefSeq, a predicted model, not a curated record